Messenger RNA from Fusarium vanettenii 77-13-4, 405 nucleotides. RefSeq lists its product as uncharacterized. The transcript is spliced from 2 exons. Bases 1 to 405 code for a protein of 134 amino acids. Lineage: Eukaryota; Fungi; Ascomycota; Sordariomycetes; Hypocreales; Nectriaceae. The record is from RefSeq and is a predicted model, not a curated record.
AUGUCGUCCCAACAGCUGCCCCUAGGCGAAUGGGUGAAGCAGGUCAACGAUGCAAUUUUUUACCAGCCGAAGGACGAAGUAGCUUUAAAAGCCUUAAACGAGGACGUCGAUUCCAGCCUAGUAGUCAAGCUCAAUCAUUCCGUCUUUACUUAUGAGGAGAUGAAAGGAGGCGUCCUGUAUAUCCGUGGUAGUGGCGGCAUGACCCUCAACAGCGUCUCUGAGGUCUUGAAGUGGGACGACACUGAGAAGCAGGGCGGUGUCGUCGCACACCUCACGACGUUUACUACAAAGAAUAAUGAAAAUGGACAAGAGGCUAAGAAGACUAGUUUGAUCACCUCUACGGUCAAGUGGAUUGAUGGUAGGAGAAAGCUUACUGAGCUUGUAGAGGUUGAGAUUGAAGAGUGA